Aspergillus pseudotamarii is the source of this 1159-nucleotide messenger RNA. RefSeq lists its product as uncharacterized. Bases 239 to 1153 code for a protein of 304 amino acids. The transcript has a single exon. The record is from RefSeq and is a predicted model, not a curated record. NCBI's taxonomy places the organism in Eukaryota, Fungi, Ascomycota, Eurotiomycetes, Eurotiales, Aspergillaceae.
CACUCGUGGAAUGUAACAGGAAUCUCCCAUCUCUUACUACUAGUACUCAAUGUUUGUUUUAUAAAUUAAUACAGGUCCUUUCAUUUGAGAUACAGUUCCAACAACGACCAUUACCACUACCUACCUCAUUGACAAACGUCAUUCAUUGCAUAUACAUGCACGGAUCAUACGAGUGUAUUGACAACGACUUAUUUUCACCAUCUCCCAAUUCUCAGCCGCAGCGACUCCGUACGUGAUUAUGGGCAACCAUCAUUCACGAGUCCGAAGCUAUUCCGGGUCUCGCAAUAGAUCUAAUACUGCAUCAAAGUACGAUCGAUGUCGGCAGGUUGCAACCAAUAUGCAGGCAAAAUGUGCACCUGUUCAAGCAAGAAAUGCUGAUCUCUGCCCCCCUCCUCCAUACACCCCACGGCACCCUUCAAAUGCUUCGGCAUCCAGGGCUUCGUCAUCUGGAGAUUCGCCUUACUCGUUCCUGUGCGAAUUUGAUACUGUAUUUCUGGUGGAUGACAGUGGUAGCAUGAGAGGGAGUCGCUGGAAUGAGGCUGCGGAUGCUAUUGCUGCCAUCGCGCCCGUUUGUACCGCACAUGACCAGGACGGUAUCGAUAUCUAUUUCUUAAACUAUCAACACGGAGGAACUGAUCCCAGAACUGGCGCAUAUACUAACAUCAAGACGUCUGAUGAUGUCCGCGAGAUUUUUUACGGUGUCGAGCCGCAAGGAGCAACUCCAGCUGGGCGCCGUUUGCGCCAGAUCCUGGACCCAUACCUUCGUCGCGUGGAGGCCAUAGCAGCCAAAGGAAAGGACCCUAGCGAGUCUGUGAAACCGCUCAAUAUCAUCACCAUCACAGACGGGGUGUUCACGGACGAUGCGGAGAGUGUUAUCAUCAACGCCGCCAAAAGGUUGGAUAAAUGCAAUGCUACACCAUGGCAGAUUGGCCUUCAGUUUUUCCAAAUUGGGGAUGACAAACACGCACAGGAAUAUCUGCAGAUGCUGGACGAUGACCUAGGUCACAAGUCAAAGAACGAGGGCAUGCGAGAUAUUGUGGAUACAGUGCCAUGGAGAGGUGACAAGGGUCAAACGUUGAGCGCGGACGGAAUUUUGAAAUGCGUCCUCGGUGCUGUCAAUCGCAAAUAUGACAAGUGUAACGCAUUUCGCUAACCUGGC